Molecule: messenger RNA, 1209 nt
Organism: Symbiodinium sp. CCMP2456
Lineage: Eukaryota; Dinophyceae; Suessiales; Symbiodiniaceae
Source: the annotation of a GenBank genome assembly
GUUCCACCGGCUUUCAGCUUUGGAAUCAUUGCAGACGUGCAGUAUGCUGACCGUGAUGAUGCUCUAAACUUUUCAGGGUCACGUCUCAGGCGCUACCGUACUUCGAAGAGGCUGUGGGAAGGAGCUGUGCAGUGGUUUCGUGAAGAACAGGUCGAUUUCAUCGCUCAGCUUGGCGAUUUUGUCGACGGCUGCAAUCGGGCUACUGCAGGCCAUGGCCACAAAGCCCUGCAGGACUUACUGCUCCCUCUUGAAGGCGGCCCGCCCACGCUUCAUCUGGUAGGCAACCACGAGCUGUACAAUUUUCCGCGAAAAGAGAUGGAGGAGGGGAUUGCUCUCCCUGAGCUCUCGGAACCCUACAGGAUAUCUGCACCACCAGUGCUGGAUCCCGAGGCUCCUUCGAGCACAAGCUCCUACUACAGCUUCUGCCCAAGCCAUGGGUGGCGAGUCUGUGUGGUGGAUCCAUACGAGAUCAGCAUCAUGAGUGGCGGUGGCGCUCGACCGGGCAUUGAUGCCGAUGCGGAGUUGGACUCAUAUGCCGUGGAGCUGUGCCAAGCGAACAAUCCAAACGACAUCACGAAAGAGGACUUCGCACGCGGCAUCGCGCCAGGGCCUGACCUUCGUUGGGUCCCUCUGAACGGUGCUGUGAGCCAGAAGCAACUGCAGUGGCUAGAGGACACUUUGAGAGAGGCGUCCGAUCAAAAGCAGCGAACCAUCUUGCUGAGUCACGUGGUGCUUUUGCCUGAGGCAACACCACGGGGCAACGGGCUGACACUACUUUGGAACUACGAUGAGGUCUUGGACAUCAUUCGACGUGCUGCAGAUCCUCCUGUUGCUGCAAUGUGCGGCCAUGCUCACCUGCCUGUGUAUGCUGUGGACAAGGUUUGUGGUACACAUCACAUCACGCUGCCAUCUCCACUGGAGGUGGAGCCGGGGUCGGAUGCUUGCGCUGUUGUCUUGGCGCACCAGAACGGCGACAUCGAGAUCAAAGGCGUGCAAUGCAAUGCGACACAGCAGCUGAAUGACAGCAGAAGUGCCCACGCAACGAUGCCGGUCGACUCGCCAGUUCGUGUUGCCGAUGGCUCACAGUCGUUGUGCGUGGGCCGCUCGGAAGUCAGGCGGGUUAGCUCUUGGCUACGCGCCCCAGUGCCGGGCCGCGGCGACAUUGCCAGCUGCAGAUUUUCGACGGAUCUGCAGAGACGCCUCGUGUGA